AGGCGUAAUACGGCGCCUCGCGCUCGAGCGCAUGCUGUCCAGCUCCGAACCGUGGGAAUCCGUUAAUUUCGGCGUCGCCAGUGAAACGGGAUUCGCUCCGGUUCACUCUGCGGUCGCGGUCAUGGAGUGGAGUCCCAUGGAAAUAAACCCCGAGACACUGAACAAAGCGUUAACCAGACUGGGGCUGGAGGGGAGCUGGCGCUUCGCCGACGUGACAAGCCUGGACGACGAGGCGCCCGUACCCGCCUGCGCCGUCAUGCUGCUCUUUCCGCUCACGGGUCAGCAUGAGUCUUUCAGAGCAUCGCAGCUGAGGAGCGAUGAGGAUGACCACAAGGUUUACUUCCUCAAACAGACUGUGGGAAACUCGUGUGGAACGGUCGGCCUUCUGCACACUGUGGCCAACAAUAAAGACAAACUAGAAUUUGAGAGUGACUCCGUGCUGAAAAAGUUCUUAGAAGACACAGUAAACAUGUCUGCAGAGGAAAGAGCCAGAGAACUGGAAAGCAGUCAGGAAAUUCAUAAAGUUCAUGAUGGGGUGGCAGCUGAGGGACAGUGUCAGGUGGAAGAAGGGAAAAUGGGUUUUCACUUAAUUACUUUUGUCAAUGUGGGUGGACAGCUUUGGGAACUGGAUGGAAGAAUGAAUUUCCCUGUGAAUCAUGGUGCUACAAAUGAAGACAGUUUUGUAAUGGAUGCAUCAAAAAUCUGCCGUCAGUUUGUGAAACGCGAAAAAGAUGAGGUGCGCUUCUCAGCCGUGGCACUGUGCAGAGCCUAACGACAGGAGUGGCGGAAAAGGCCUCUGUGAACAACUGGCUGCCACACUUAUAAAACGGACUGGGACUUAAGUGUGUGUUUUAAAUGCUUACAGUCACAUCUUUUCACCUAUUGGUAUGGCGACCUUUUUAUUUGCUGAAAAGUACAUAAAAGAAGGAGUAUGCAGGCAUUUUGGUAUUUUAUAAGUUGUAAACCUGUGGAAAACUCAGUUCACCAGCUUGACUUUUCACUCUUGGAUUUAGAAUGGAUGUUUUAGCGAACAACUAUUUCAUUAACUAGACUACUAGAGGAACUAGGGAUCUACAGGCUUGUUUUCAAAUUGAACUUUAUACUUUGUCUAAUGGAUCUGCUGUAGAAAACCUUAAGUCAGGUUUCUUUAUGUAUUUUGGCAGAAGAUGUAAUCACUCAAUAAUACUGCUUUGUUCAGAGAAGACAGAAAAUACUUUUGUUUGAUUAUAAAGCUCCCAGCUUGGAAUGACAUACUGUUUAUAAAAAGUCCAUAAGUUUGUACAUCUGGUCAUGCAUGUUGACCUUUAACACAAGUGGGAUUCUUUGUUUACUAGUGAUGUGGUCUGUAGUCAUUUUGGCACGCAGCUGUGAAAUGCUAUUGUAUCAAAGUGUCAUGGUGUCACAUUGAGUAUUUAAGCGGUACUUAGAAGUACAUGUGAAUUAGCAGUUAUUAAAAAGCACGUGUUGAAA
Paramormyrops kingsleyae is the source of this 1470-nucleotide messenger RNA. RefSeq names its product ubiquitin carboxyl-terminal hydrolase isozyme L1-like. The record is from RefSeq and is a predicted model, not a curated record. Gene Ontology annotation, cellular component: cytoplasm. Gene Ontology annotation, biological process: ubiquitin-dependent protein catabolic process; protein deubiquitination. Lineage: Eukaryota; Metazoa; Chordata; Actinopteri; Osteoglossiformes; Mormyridae. Gene Ontology annotation, molecular function: cysteine-type deubiquitinase activity.